Xenia sp. Carnegie-2017 is the source of this 1335-nucleotide messenger RNA. Its product is annotated as glycosylated lysosomal membrane protein B-like. The record is from RefSeq and is a predicted model, not a curated record. NCBI's taxonomy places the organism in Eukaryota, Metazoa, Cnidaria, Anthozoa, Malacalcyonacea, Xeniidae. Gene Ontology annotation, cellular component: lysosome. The coding region runs from base 124 to 1278 and encodes 384 amino acids. The transcript is spliced from 4 exons.
ACUAAGACUGGAAUGUCAAUUGUCAAAUUUUUACUAUAAAUUCACCUUGAAAUUCAUUUUUGGGUAAAAUUACUUUGUAAACGAACUAUGAAAAGUAAACUAUAAAAUACUGGUUGACUUAUAAUGGCAGCACUACGCCGCUGUUGGAUCUUCUUUUUGAAGUUUCAUCUUAUGUUGUCAAUUAGUGAUGCCAUAAACAGAAAGUUAUCAAUCCAAGAAUUCAAAUGUCCACCAUCAAAUUGUAGUCAAGAGACAAGUCUGGUUUGGGUGAAAGCUAAAGCAGAUGACAAUACCACCAUUCAUUAUUUGUGGACAACCUAUCCAGUUCCUACGAUUGUUGUGGCAUAUACAACAACACAUCGUGAUGUUAAAUUGCAUUUGAAUUGGGAAAAAAUGGUUAAUACAAGCACUCGAGAUUCAUCAUUACGCUUUGAGCCACCUGUGAAAUAUUCUUUUGGUUUCUCCAUCCCAAUAAUAUAUGAAUAUAAUGAUGUUCAUGACAAGGCUGUAAUACAAGGUAACAAGCAUGUGGUGAAGCAUGCAUUUGCCAAGAGCACAAAGUGGAAAGUGAAAAGAGAUGAUUCAAAAGGAAAAGUAAAAUUCACAACUGCAAAUAAUUCUAUCAUAUUAGUGUUUGUAGCUUCAACAUCACCAGGUCGUGAGAAAAAGCUUCCUUGUGAAAAAUAUACAGCAGAUAGUUGCAGAUUCUCUCUUACAAUGGACCAUGUGAAAGUAGCGACAAACAAUACAAGGUUUGCUGUUGAGAUAAACUACAUUUAUGAGGGAGAUAAAAAGCCUGACAUGGCAAAAAAGAGGCUUUUUGAUGAUGAAUAUUCACCAGGAGUGUUUGAGAUUGUGUAUGGCAAAGUCUCUAGUGUGAAUGGUACAGCUUAUGCACAAUGGAAACCAAUUGCAUACACCAAUCCUGAGCUAGGACGCAAGGUUCAAACAAAGGCAAUAGCUUCAAGUUUCAAGAUUGUCAAAAGAUCAUGGAAUAUUGGUGAUGCUUUGAUUGGCAGUCAUCAAGUGUAUGGUGUUAAUUUGUCAUUUGGUGUAACCAAAGAUGGUUUUUACCAAAAGAAUCAUUAUCUAACAUGGAGUGGUAUAGUCGGUUAUGGUAAGCCAGCUACUGAGACAAUGUCAUUUCUUGUUAUCCUGAUCAUAUCCAUUGGUCUUGGUCUACCUAUAGCCAUCAUUGUCUUUGGAGGAACGUAUUUGCAAAUAAGGAAAAGAUGCUGUAAAUCAAAUCGUGGUAUAUCUUAUGCACAAAUUAACUGAUCUGACAAUAAUUCAUUGUACUUUUGAAAAUUUUGCAAUAAAGCAGUUUUUAUAUGA